This is a messenger RNA of Xiphophorus maculatus (southern platyfish), 3008 nucleotides long. Its product is annotated as serine/threonine-protein kinase DCLK2. The transcript has 16 exons. Gene Ontology annotation, molecular function: protein kinase activity; ATP binding. Bases 658 to 2835 code for a protein of 725 amino acids. Gene Ontology annotation, biological process: intracellular signal transduction; protein phosphorylation. Gene Ontology annotation, cellular component: microtubule cytoskeleton. NCBI's taxonomy places the organism in Eukaryota, Metazoa, Chordata, Actinopteri, Cyprinodontiformes, Poeciliidae. The record is from RefSeq and is a predicted model, not a curated record.
CCCGAACUGGAUCCGCCGGAACGGCCCGGAACGCGGCGGCGGUGAGAAGGGGGAGGAAGAGGAGAAAGGCUCCUUAGCAACAAACCGGUUUCAUGGCAUUAUUGGGAUGGACGGGACACUGAGGAUUAAACUUUGACCUGUGCCAAAAAGACCCAAAAUGAACUGGAUCAGAGUGAUAAUGGUUUAUUGAUUUGGGUUUAAAGCAGGACUGGUUUCGCUUGGUUUGUUUGAAAGCCAGACAUCUGAGGUUAUGAUCGGGUCAGUGAGACUGCAGUGAAUGAGCCUCAGGGAUUGAAUAAAGGAGGUCUAAGAUGAUUGGCAGGUCUUCUUAGUGUUCAUCUGGAACUCUGAGGUUCUUGAUUGGCCCAACAACAAGAUAUCUAAAUUCUUAGCUUAGCAUUUUUAAGGUCCACUGGAUUUACACCAUACCCUGAUGUGAAAACAUAUUCCUGAACUACACUGGACCAGAAUUGGUGACAAUAGAUCACAACUGGCUUUUGCCAAUCCUGGUACUGAUUGAGGACCAAAGGUGACUGGGUUGAAUGGGAAUAGUAGCCCUCUUGAACUGGGUUUGGACCAAGAAUUGACUCGUUUUGUGUAUUGGAAUAUGAAUCUUAAAUCGGAUGAACUCUGAGUGCAACUGUAACAUCAUUCGCCAUGUCUCUCAGUAAGACCCUUGAGUUGGAGCAUUUCGACGAACGGAACAAGGUUCGCCGGGGACGCUCCACCCGACCCAAACGGGAUGACUCCACCGGCAGCGGUGGGGGUUCCGGCCCCAGUUCCAGGGGCAGCAGCCUGGUUCCCAGUCCUGCUCACAGCGCCAACUGCAGCUACUACAGGACCCGCACCCUGCAGGCCCUCACCUCAGAGAAGCGGGCCAAGAAGGUCCGGUUCUACCGCAAUGGGGAUCGGUACUUUAAGGGCCUGGUGUACGCCGUUUCUAGUGACCGGUUCCGGUCGUACGACGCGCUGCUGAUGGAGCUUACUCGAUCGUUAGCAGACAACCUUCAUCUGCCGCAAGGAGUUCGUACGAUCUACACCAUAGAUGGCAGCAAGAAGAUUACCAGUAUGGACGAACUGGUGGAAGGCGAGUGCUACAUCUGCGCCUCAAACGAACCUUACCGGAAGGUCGACUACACCAAGAUCUCCGUCCCGAGCUGGAAGCCCGGCGCCGGUACCGGAACCGCCACCGCUGCCUCCAGCCGGACCCCGACGGCGUCCACCGGAGUGUCGACGACCCCCAGCGCCGUCGCCAAAGACCGGCCCGAGGGUCGGGAGGGCAGGGACAGCAAAGACUUCAUCAAGCCCAAACUGGUGACGGUGAUCCGGAGCGGCGUGAAGCCCCGCAAGGCGGUGAGGAUCCUGCUCAACAAGAAGACGGCGCACUCCUUCGAACAGGUGCUGGCGGACAUUACGGAGGCCAUCAAGCUGGACUCUGGGGCGGUGAAGAGGCUCUACACGCUGGACGGGAAGCAGCUGACCUGCCUGCAGGAUUUCUUCGGGGACGACGAUGUGUUCAUGGCGUGCGGGCCGGAGAAGUUUCGGUACGCGCAGGACGACUUUGUGCUGACGCAUUCUGGGAAAACGGCGGCCUUCGUGAGCGAGUGCAGGACCAAAACGCCUCGUCCAGCCGCUCCUCAGAAAACCCCCAAAACUCCCAGCAGCUCCAGCUUCUCCUCCUCCAGGACUCCACCCAAAGGUUUAUCCAGGACCAAGUCACCGGGCUCAGCCAAUGAGGCGUCAGGAUCCCAGUCGGCUGUAAAGUCCAACAGAUCCAGUCCGUCUCCCACCAGUCCCGGGACGCGACGCAACUUAAAGAUCUCGCCUCGCCGAGCGUCGUCCACAGAUGUGAACGGAGAAGCCGAGCAGCCGGACGACGCAGAGGAAGUGAACGGGAACCGAUCCGUUUCGUCCUCCACCAUCAACGAGAAGUACAAGGUGGGAAAAGUGAUCGGAGACGGAAACUUUGCUGUGGUGAAGGAGUGUGUGGAGAGGGCGACGGGACAGGAGUUCGCUCUGAAGAUCAUCGAUAAAGCUCGAUGCUGCGGGAAGGAACACCUGAUAGAGAACGAGGUGGCGGUUCUGAGGAGGGUCCGGCAUCCCAGCAUCAUCCAGCUGAUCGAGGUGGACGAGACGCCCACGCAGCUCUUCCUGGUCAUGGAGCUCGUUAAGGGCGGCGAUCUUUUCGACGCCAUUACCUCCUCCACCAAGUACAGCGAGCGAGACGCCAGCGCCAUGGUGUUCAACCUGGCCGGAGCCAUCAAGUAUUUACACCGGAUGAACAUCGUCCACCGGGACAUCAAACCAGAGAACCUGCUGGUGUGUGAGUAUCCGGACGGCACCAAGUCCCUGAAGUUGGGCGAUUUCGGUCUGGCGACGGUGGUGGAGGGUCCGCUGUACACCGUCUGCGGCACGCCGACGUACGUGGCGCCGGAGAUCAUCGCUGAGACCGGUUAUGGUCUGAAGGUGGACAUCUGGGCGGCAGGAGUCAUCGCCUACAUCCUGCUCUGUGGAUUCCCUCCUUUCAGAAGUGAGAAUAACGUCCAGGAGGAACUAUUUGAUCAGAUCCUCAGAGGGAAGCUGGAGUUUCCAUCUCCAGACUGGGACAACAUCAGCCUAUCAGCAAAGAUGCUGAUCAGUCAGAUGCUCCAGGUGAACGUUGACGCCCGGUUCACUGCUGAGGAAGUCCUCUCCCACCCCUGGGUGACGGACGAGGCACCAGGAGAGUCCAACACUGUGAGCGGCCCUGAAGAUCACGCCAGCGAAGAAGCGCAGGAGUCGGAUCAUGAAUCUCCGAUUCUGGAGACGAAACAAGUUCCCUCACCGCUGGUUUAGGCCACAUCCCCGUCCCACUGGUCUAAAGGAACCAUCAUACAGUCUGGGAGCAACCAACUGGGAGCCAAAUAAUCUUCCUAAAGUCUCCAUUUACAUGCAACCGACUCCCUUUCAUUUCUAGAAAAGUAGAACUUUAAAACAUAGACAGAUGUAAUUAAACAUUCUCUACUACA